This is a messenger RNA of Suillus clintonianus, 888 nucleotides long. RefSeq lists its product as uncharacterized. Gene Ontology annotation, molecular function: mRNA binding. The record is from RefSeq and is a predicted model, not a curated record. Gene Ontology annotation, cellular component: nucleus. Bases 58 to 768 code for a protein of 236 amino acids. Lineage: Eukaryota; Fungi; Basidiomycota; Agaricomycetes; Boletales; Suillaceae. The transcript has 5 exons. Gene Ontology annotation, biological process: mRNA export from nucleus.
CGUCUUGACCUCGCACCUCCCCAGUUUGCUAUCGCUAGGCUUUGAAGUUUGAAUCCCAUGUCUGCGCGAGACCGUCCUCAAGCAACGCGCAUCACCUCUUACCAUGGCGCAAAACGUAAUCUCCUCGGAAACCAAGCUGGAAAUGUGCCACCUGCAUGGCGGGAGAGCAAGGACAAGCAGAAAGAACGAGGAAGCAAAAUUUUGCUCAGUAGGCUCCCUGUAGAUGUUGGAGAAACAGAAGUCGAAGAACUAUUCAAGAAGACCAUUGGUCCUCUGAAAGAGUGUUUCGUGAUAUACAAUACACAAGGGCGCUCGAAAGGGAUGGCGGUCAUAACGUUUCAGCGCCCAGGAGAUGCAGUCGCAGCUCGUGCAAAAUAUGAUGGUAAACUCAUCGAUGGUAGACGUCCCAUAAAGAUCGAAAUAAUUGUAGAUUCGGAUGAUGCCGCGGGGUCUACGCCUGCGCCUGCAAUUCCUUCGUUACUAGGACGCAUCGGGAAGGUCGCGGGGGCUCCGAAGAGUAGCCUUCUUGCUCCUCAGAGCCAAGUAUUGAACAUAAAUGUUUCGCCCGUCGCCCCUCAAAAAAUUGUAGUAACACCGCGCACUGUCCAGACUGCUGGAACGAAGGCUGUGUCGAGGCGCCGCAAGAAGAAAGGCCCACGACGCCUAAAUAAGACAAAUGUUGCCGAAAAGUCACUUGCUCAACUCGACCAGGACAUGGAGGAAUACAGGGCUGGCGCUGGCGGUCAUACAGAGAAUAUUGACCGGUAGUUGAUGCGUCUUUCCUUGGGAAGUCUGGCCGAGCGUAUUAUUGACCCCUCCACCUAUAUUGGUAGCCCUAUAUCCUGAUUUUUUUUCUGCGCAAAGACUUAUUGAAACAUUCAACAUCCA